Messenger RNA from Gekko japonicus, 7565 nucleotides. RefSeq names its product zinc finger, DHHC-type containing 20 (gene ZDHHC20). The transcript is spliced from 13 exons. The record is from RefSeq and is a predicted model, not a curated record. Gene Ontology annotation, cellular component: endoplasmic reticulum; Golgi apparatus. Gene Ontology annotation, biological process: protein targeting to membrane; peptidyl-L-cysteine S-palmitoylation; synaptic vesicle maturation. Gene Ontology annotation, molecular function: protein-cysteine S-palmitoyltransferase activity. NCBI's taxonomy places the organism in Eukaryota, Metazoa, Chordata, Lepidosauria, Squamata, Gekkonidae. The coding region runs from base 160 to 1068 and encodes 302 amino acids.
AAGUGCUGCCAGAGGGUGCUCGCGUGGGUGCCCGUGGCCUUCAUCGCCCUGGUCGUGGCCUGGUCCUACUACGCCUACGUGGUGGAGCUGUGUGUGUUUACAAUUACCUCUACUGGAGAAAAAGUUGUCUACCUUGUGAUUUUUCAUCUGUCGUUUGUCAUGUUUGUGUGGUCCUAUUGGAAGACAAUUUUUACAUCUCCCGCCUCCCCUUCCAAUGAGUUCUGUUUAUCCAAAUCUGAUAAAGAGCAAUAUGAAAAGGAAGAAAGACCAGAAUCUCAACAGGAAAUCCUGAGAAAAGCUGCAAAAGACCUUCCCAUUUAUACCACAACAGCAUCAAGAGCUAUAAGAUACUGUGAUAGAUGCCAACUAAUCAAGCCUGAUCGAUGUCACCACUGCUCUGCCUGUGACCUGUGUGUACUGAAAAUGGAUCAUCACUGUCCUUGGGUGAAUAACUGCGUGGGAUUUUCUAACUACAAGUUUUUCCUCUUGUUUUUAUUUUACUCCCUCCUGUACUGUCUGUUUGUUGCUGCUACAGUUCUGCAGUAUUUCAUAAAGUUUUGGACAAAUGAAUUGCUAGACACACGGGCAAAAUUCCACGUCCUCUUCCUUUUCUUUGUGGCUGCUAUGUUUUUCAUCAGCAUACUGUCACUUUUUAGCUACCACUGCUGGCUGGUUGGCAAAAACAGAUCAACAAUAGAAGCUUUCCGGGCACCCAUGUUUCGAAAUGGACCAGACAAAAAUGGCUUCUCUCUUGGAUGCAGUAAAAACCUGAGAGAAGUUUUUGGAGAUGAAAAAAAGUAUUGGUUGUUGCCUGUUUUUACAAGCUUAGGAGAUGGCAGUAACUUCCCAACGCGCUUAGUGAAUAUGGAUCCAGAGCAGCUUACUGUCUCAAGCCAAAAUGAGCCUGCCAAAAGCUCUGGCCCCAGUCAGCCGUUUCCCACUAGACCACUCAGCGAGUCCCAGAAUCGUUUGCUAGCCAAUGAAAACCAGUGGCCAGAAGUCAGCUCGGAAGAAGAAAAUGUUAAAUCAGAUGUUAAAAAGCAUAUUAUAGUUACAUUGGAAAGCUGAUCUUGGUUUCCAUAUCCAGCCCUCAUAAGAAGAGGAAAGAAUGGUUUCUACAAUACAUUUGUGCUUGGAUAUUACUUAAUUUUGUAUGGAAGACACUGAUAUAUCAAUAGAACAGUGCAAGCAUGUUAACAGGAUAUGAAAAAUGAAAUCCAUGUACGGUGUACAAUGGAUGCUCAUAAGCACUACUACAGAGCGGGAAGUUUGACUGAUGCCUUAAGAUUCUCGAUGUGCAUUUCGCAACAUGGACAAGCCGCUACCAAAGGGCCAAAUCCUGAAAUGCCCUGAAAGGGUGCGCAAGACUCAAUAUGCAGAAACUAUGCAUUCCAGCUGUAUUGCAAUGGAGGGGACUAAUUCUGCAAAAAUCAUGUGGAAGACGGUGCUGUGCCAGUGUUAUGCAGAAGUUAUUUUCAUAGCAGUUCUCGGGGGGGGGGGGAUGUCCAGUAUACCAACAUGGAACAUGGCCAUUAAACCUGCCCAGGGCAACUAUGUGUGAUCCAGAUACCACCUGGUGGACUAGUGGCAUGGUGCGGUUUUACUUCCUUCAUCACCAUUAUCAACUAAUGAGAGGAACUGGUAAGUGUCACUAAGAAGCCCACUGAAGAUCCUGGCUUUUUAGUCCACUCUAAUAUUAAAGUCCUCUUCCUUCAGACUUCCUUUUUUCCAAUAUAAUACAUAAUCAAACGAGCAAGGUUAAUCAAUUGCUUGUUUGUUUUCAGAAUUUAGGCCCACUGUCAGUCCGGAGAAUGAGUUCCCUCAUUUUUCAUUUGUCUUUUUUUAAAAAGCCAAUAUUUUAAUUUCUUCACUGUUUGGUCUAAGCCGUGUAAUUCAUAACCCCGUGUAGGCAUGUUUACCUGAAUGUUUUUACCAGGUCUUCCUGACUGUUAGUCCUAAAAUACAAAUCCCAUCUAAAGCUAGUAGGUAGCAUGUUCUUAGAUUUCUUUCAGGCCAAGUCCAGAGACCACACGCUUAUUUCCUUUAAGAGAAGGGAAGCAUGUUUAUAGUAUCCGAUGUAGAAAUAGAUUCCACAAGGAUCUUUCCCAGGAGUAUUACUCAGAUAUGGUAGAGAAGGAGACACGGAAGGGAAAAGGAUUAUCUCACACUUGAAUGCAGCCGCUUUGCUUCCUAGGAUUCUAAGGCCUUUCCAACAAUCUCAUUGAUUCUAGGUCCUUCUGACCUUGGGCACAAAUCCUUAUCUGAGCAAGUAAUGUAAUGUAACAGGAAUGUAAUCAUGAUGAUCAGUUCACUAAGGGCACUGAGAUAUUAGAAGCAUGACUGCUGGGGUGGGGGAGGGCAGGGGAGAUACCUUUUUAGAUAGUUAUCUAGAUAUCCUGUCUUGAGGACUCUAUAUACCUCAUGAAUUAAUUUUAAAAUGUACAAAAUUCAAUUCUGGAUGUAACAAGAUAACUUAUUUAAUCUCUGUGAAUACAGCCACCAAAAAGCCAAACCAAAUAGAUUUGCCAGAAGGAGCAGUAUUGGGAACUUUUGUCUUACAUAUCACCAUUCUAAGAUCCCCCCCCCCCAAUGAAGGUGCUUCUUGGUUAAUCCUAAAGAUCACAGGAGAGCAUGGGAGUGGAAAGGGCAACAGUCCAUUAAGGAAGGCAGCUUAGUUCAAAACUAUGGUGUGAACUGUGUCUGGAACUGUGGUGUGAACUGUGUCUGGAAACAGGAAGCUAGUACAGAUAGUGAAGUGUGAGUGUAACAGGCUUGCAACAAGCCAUCUGUUUGUUUCACUCCCGAGCUCACUUCAGAUGUCAGGACAAGCUGCAGUUAAACUGUGAUCAGUCACAACCAGUUUAUUCCUUUAUUCACAUGCAUUCUUCCCACCUCCUCUACUGUACGAAGUUUGACCAAACUGAUACAAGCAGGUGAUAGAAGCAGGAUUUGUAUGGAGUGAACAAAUUCCAAUUCAACAAGAUUCCUGCAAUUUUGAUGUCCCAAGUGAACUGGAGCUUGAUCAGGCCAGAAAGGUAAACUCCCAUGCACUAGAGGUAAGAGGAGUGAGGGGCACACACAAACACAGAAACAAACCUGUGUUAGUGUCCAGUCGGAGGUUAGCCUGUGAUUUCACAGCUACCUUAUAGUCUUCUGAGCCAACUCCAUACAGAGUAUGAAUAUGCAGAUUUCAAGUGUGGAAUACAUAAGUCAUCAGAUUCACAUCUACCAGCCAAAAUGGGGGGGGGAACCUUGUGUACAUUAUUUCUACUUGAAAAAUCAUAGUAAUAGUGAUAGAUUUAGGCGUGUGCCAAGGCCUUCAUCUUAUGGGACAACCUACUUCUGCCUCUCCUUUGCCCCUUUCAAAGUUGCUAGCCAUGUAGGCUAUUUAGUUUUAGCUUCCUUUCCACCACCACCACCCCAGAAUUUUGCUGUUUCUGCUCAGAUAAAACUGGAAAAGAAACAAUUUGACUUUCUUUUAUGAUUUAAUUGUAACAUUUGUACCAAUACCAAAAUGAAAAGGCAUUGCAGUGAUGAAAAUGUAAAAGGUAUUCACAAAACCGGGGGUAUAAAGAUAAGAUUCAGCUUGCUGUUCCUGUUGGAUCCUCAUAGACUCUAAUGAGCUGCAGGACCUCAGCCAGGUCAAAAAUGUGGCCUGCUGAGAGUGCAUCUCCAAAGGUCAUAUAUCGUAACAGAAGGAAAGACAACGUGGACCUCUGCCGUAAGCUGGGUCUUUCUUUACUACUGUAACUCAUUUCCAUUCCCAUCCUUAAGCAAUCUCGUUAGAGAGCAGCUCAGCAGCCUUGAAGCCUAACUUCACAAUCAUGUAAGAAUGAUCCUUCCAAUUGAUUCUUUGUCGUACAUCAUCAGAAUCCAACACAGCAGUGCUCUGGGUAAACAAGGAGCAAUUGUUUUGCACUGAAAUCUGCAAAUGCAAGUAGUAGUCACGUGGCACCUUUAUGCUAACAACGUCUUAGUGAGCCAGCUUUGUCAGAUGCCUGAAGUAGGCGGUUUCCUAAAAAGCUGUGCCCCAAGACUAUUUGUUGUUUUUUGCACCAGACUAGCUGUCCCUCCAAAUCUGCAAGGAAAUUGGCUGCUUAGCAGUCCUCCUAGUUGCUUUCAUUAUAGGUUUCUGCAGCUGUAUCCACCCUGACAUUUUUAUUUUUCCUUCAACUUGGCAUAACUAUACACUGGCAGUCUCUUAAUGGCCCCUCCCCAAACCACAUAAAAAUCAGUAUGCUUUGUCAGUCCUCUUACUCAAUAUGAUUUAGUUAUAUUGAAAAUAGCUCUAAAUUGACUUAAGGGCAUAUACACCAAUUCUUGAGUGACUUCUAGUUCACGAUCAGCAUUCAGUUGUUCAGCAUGUGGUUUAGCUUACAACAAAUUGCUUACACCUCUGAAGCUUCAGCUAGCAGUUUAGAAGGCCUGAGGGUGACUGUGCAUCAUCCGGAUGGUAUUGGCAGAAACAUAAAAUAGGAUUUAAAUUUGGAAGACAAAAUUCUGAUAUCAAAUUCUCUGGUGUGUAAUUAUUUUGUUUUAUUAAACUCUUACAAAUUAAAAACCUAGAUGGAAAAGGGGAAAUCUGGCCCCCUUUCCAAACCUUAACCAAUGCAGCAUUUAUAUGAAAUUCCAUUUUUGCAUGAUGUAAAAUAGCAUUUUUUCACAAUUUUACCGUAAAAUGAGAGAGGAGCCUUGGUGACCUAUCAGACCUUGUGUCAAACCAUGCAGGAUGCAAAAGAUCCCUGAUUAGGCCUUCUCCUGGGUUAGGCCCAGGACUGCUUUGAAGAUAGAGUUGUCAAUAUGAGAUAUUUAACCCUUUCCUCCCAUGCCUCUUAAAUAAUUGAUGGAUGGGCUGACUGCUCUCAGUGCUGAAAUUGACAUCUGUCCUGUUGCUCAGGUACUAGGAUUUGACCCCAUUCCCUGCACAAAACAGCCAGUGCUUUGGCUUAAGUACAAUGAGGAAAGCUCUUACAUGGCACAUAAGCAACUUGCAGGUGCUUCUGUAGUCCAUGUAACAACAGAGGUGAUGAGGCUACUGCUGAUUUCUAAAGUCCCAUCAUAAGCCCUGCAUAGUCAUCUUGUACCAUCUAGGAGCUGUAACAAAAGGAUUGCCUCUGAUAUAUAGUAGGGUGGAGCUGUCCUGCUCUGCCCUCUUUAAGAGUGCCUCAGCCUGUACUUCACCAGCUUCAAAGGGGACAGGAUGGGACUAAGUAAAUCUCGGGAGCCAAACUAUACACUAUGUCAACUACAGCAAAUUUCUUUUUAUGGUAUCACAUUGUUACAUAUGCAAGUUACAUAAAAUUAGUGGGUAACAGGGUUCUCUUUGUAAUGUGUACAUAGGAUUAAAGGCCCAUAUUCACUUUUAUGAAUAUUAGGUGUCCAGAUUAUCAGAAUUAUGCAUUUCUCUCUUUUCAGUCCUGUUGGGGUCACUGAAAACUCCACUGUCAAUGUUUAAUAUUUUAGUUUGUUCUGCAGUCCUUAAACCACUAUGAAAAGAUUCCGUUAAAAAUUAAUGAAAUUACCAGACUAAUUGUGUAUUAGAUCAACAGUGGACUUUUAAAAAAGAGUACCUAAAAUACUUAUUGCAUGGACAUUUUGCCAGUCACCCUAAAUGAUACCAAAGAGUAGAAUAUAAAGUUUUGUUAUACUGAAAUACACAUUUACAGGCUUAACUUCAAUGCUUUACCUUCAAAGCAUUUUUCUGGUGAAUGAGGCUAGUAUCAACAGAGCAAUUUGAGGAUCAUACAGUAUAUUUACAAAACAGCCUGUUGUACACUUUAUUUUAUAGAUGCCUCUAAAAAUCCUUCUCCAUACAGCAAUUGUUAAACUGCAUUUCUGUUGAAAGUAUUGAGUUAGUCAAAUGCCCAAGAGGCUCUUUAUAUGAGAUACCAGCCAAAAUGCACUAAAUGAAGUUGUAUCAUAGCCACCUAACAAUACAUCCUCUGCAUCAAUGUAGAUGCCCAGUUUAUUUCCCAGAUAUUAUAUUACUUGAAUCUUGUAAAUAGUAAGAAGAGUCUGACCAUGUUUACAAAAUUACUGAAGAUCAUUCAGCAAACAGUGAGAUAAAUGUACAGUAAUGUUAACAUGUUAAGAUGUUGUCAGGAUCCUCUUUGUUUUGACACCAAAGAGCUAGUAGCCUACACAUUUUAUAUGGUUUGCGUUAUGUUCCAAUUCUGGGAUUACACAAAGACUGGUCUCUAGUAAGUAGUUUAAGGAUUGCAGCCUUUACCUUAAUCCUAAAUCUCUUUACUUGGAAGUCCAUACAGUGGAUUUUCAUGUACAUGUUUAAGGAUUGCGGGUGUAGCAAACAGAUAAUCUAGUUUCAUCACUUCCCCCAGUGUAAAAUUCCAUAACCACAGAAUGAACAUCCCUGGUUUAAUUUCUAGGACUGCUUCAACCUGCGUGUUUACCAGUGCACACAUCAGAUGCAAUACAUUGCACUGUAUUUCUAGUAAGGUGUCUGCGAGUAUUUUAUUUAACUAUCAGUAUCCUAAUUGUACUAAGUAAAGUUGCAAGUAUUCAAUUUAAAUUGUGAGGUUAGAGGAUACAUAAUGUGAAUAACAUCUUUUUAUGUUGCCUAUAGGAAUAUUCCUAUGCACAAAAACAUUGCAAUUAAUAGUUUAAUACUUCAAAGUGACUUUUUAAAUGGGCUUUUAUAAAUACACAAGUACACAGAUCACUUUGCCUGAAACUUUCUUACUUUUAAUUGUACCUUGUAAUAUCCUCAUGUAUGUUUUCCAGCAAUGUAAUAAUUUUAGAUCAUGUUGAAUAUUUUGUAAAUCAAAGUGCAGACUUCCAUUCAUAUCUUAAUUAUGACUCAUGACCAAGGGAAAAUGCAUAAUCUUUAAGCCCUUCGUUGCCAAAGUGGUGAUACAUUAAUGGAUUAUGACACAACGAAUGCAAAAGAAACUAAAUAAAUACCUUAAAUAAGUUCUUUGUAGUGUAUUUCUCAAUACUGGAAGUGGGAAAGAUUUAAAAGGUUAAUUGAAAUAGCAUAAUGGGGAACCAUGGGUUAGAGGGACAUCGUGCAAAGAAAUAUUUUAAAAUUUGGAACCUUGGGGUCUGCAAGCCCAACCUAAAUAAUAGCAACAGCCAGAAGGAAGACAUGACAGCUGAAGGAACCAUCACCAUUAUUGGAACGUAUCUUCGACUCCCGUCCCAUGAGUGGUGUGAAUAGAGUAAUAUGGUGCGCCCUUGAUAGGUGAUCCUUCUAAUUAAGUUGUUAUCCAUUGAAACCAGUAGGCACCCAGUAUAAGACAAAAGGAAGCGCCUGUCAAACCUCAACCAACCUACAAAUGUGUUACAAGCUAACAACGGCUUUGAAAACUUAGACUAUACAAAAGAAUAGGUCCAGCAAAAGCUGGUAGCUACCACACCAAGUCAUAUACCAGAUGCUGGGGAUUAAUAGGGAUAGCCCUUAUUCCUACACAGAUGUGAUGUCUCAUGUUGUCUUUUGGUAUCUCACCCACUAGAUUGUAAAAUCUUCGGAGCAGGAACCUGUUCUCCCCCCCCCCCUUCAAAUGUUAGGACUACACUGGAAAUUAGCAGUAAUAUGUAUUUUUAAA